GAAUUAAUUCCUUUGAUCAGAAAAGAAAAGAAAAAUUGCGUCAACAGGUUGUACAAGGGGAAAGGGAUGGCCGGUAAUUAGUAAUCACAUUGGAGCCGUCUGAUUCUCUAAAGAGAGCUUGGUCUUCCUCGAAACGAAACAACGAGAGCCUCCCGAGUCCAGAGUCCAGCCAUCGAUCAACCUCAAACUAAACCCACCCCCCUUUCUCUUCCUCUCCCUCUCCGCAGUAAGAGCAAGACCAUUUCUUACGUACUUGCUUCGUAUCAAGUUUUGAAUCCUUUUGUUUUUCCUCCCGAAUUCAAUUUCAGCUUCUGGGUUUUAGUUUGCUUUUCAAGGCUAAUGCAAGUGGUGCCAGCGCCAAAAUGGGACAAGAGGCAACUGCACUUGAGGAUUCUCCAGUUGAGUCCUUGCUGCAGGCUGCAAGAUAUGAUGACAUGGAAGACAUUACGUCGUUAGUAUCCGAUGGUGUUUCUCUUGAUUCUAAGGAUUCCCAGGGCCGAACAGCACUACACAUGGCUUCUGCUAAUGGUCAUCUUGACAUUGUGGAGUAUCUUAUCAGUAGAGGAGUGGAUCUUAAUGCUUCAAAUGCGGAGAUGAAUACACCCCUACAUUGGGCCUGCCUGAAUGGACAUGUCGAGGUGGUUAAGAAAUUGAUCUUGGCGGGAGCUAAUGUAGGUGUACUAAACAGCUAUGAGAAGAGCCCAAUUGAUGAAGCUUUGAGUGGGCAAAAGAUGGAUGUUAUUGAUGCCAUUAAUGAAUCAGUGGCCCAAGUAGAGCUUACUGGCAUCAGAGUGUCCUAGUGCAUUGCAGCUCUAAUGAAAUGUAGAUGACGAGUUUACGACAGAUCCAGAGAUGUUAUCUUAUUAUCUUUUUUAUUUUCUUAUUGCAAGCUUGUAAUCGGAAACUUUUGGUUAUAAAUGUAGAAGAUUGCUAAAUUCUAUUAUCUUAUCAUCAUUUUUAUUUUCUUA
Messenger RNA from Rosa chinensis, 968 nucleotides. Its product is annotated as putative ankyrin repeat protein RP714. The transcript is spliced from 7 exons. Gene Ontology annotation, molecular function: protein binding. The record is from RefSeq and is a predicted model, not a curated record. The coding region runs from base 363 to 800 and encodes 145 amino acids. NCBI's taxonomy places the organism in Eukaryota, Viridiplantae, Streptophyta, Magnoliopsida, Rosales, Rosaceae.